This is a messenger RNA of Prorocentrum cordatum, 5409 nucleotides long. NCBI's taxonomy places the organism in Eukaryota, Dinophyceae, Prorocentrales, Prorocentraceae. The record is from the annotation of a GenBank genome assembly.
AUGGCCGUCACACCAUCCCAGGCAGUACUCUUCACCUGGAUUGCCGCGAUAGCCCCCUCGCUUUCGGACUGGGUGGCCGGCUUCGCUGCUGGGCGCUCCGCGCUGGCUGCCCCAGGCCGCGCGGCGGCCGUCGGCUGGGGUUCGGAGCCUCCGCUGUGGGACUGCUCCUGCUGGCACCUGCCCGUCGUCAUGCGGCUCGCGCCCGACGGUGCCGCGGCGAUCGAGGUCCUCUGGCCGUGCGUGGGAGGCCUCGCGUUCUCGGCCGACCUCGCUCUCGCCGGGCGCCUGGGGUUCGGGGUCCUCGAGGAGCUCUUCGUGUACUGGAGCCGCUGUGCUGCAUGGCCCGACUCGACGCAGCUCCGUGGGAUCCGCAGCGGAGCGAGACUGGCAGUGUACCCUCUGACGACGGGUCAGUCGUCGAGGUCUCUGCCGUACUACGUGGCGGAGGUUGUGCCGCUCGCAGUGUACCUGACGGACGACGUACUGCACGGGCUGACCGUGGAGGCCCGCAUCGAGGUGGCGUCCUUGCGGGAGUCUGAGCCCGAUCGCCACACGCCAGCAGGCCCGUCAUACUGCCUGUCGGUGGAUGGCCGCCAGCGCCCGCCCCGUCGCCGCCGUCCCCAGGGCGAGCAGGUGAGGCUCGCCGGCAAGGAAAGCAACCCACCUGUCGCCGACGCGGGCGCGGGAGCCGCCGAGUCACCUGGCGGCGCCGGGUACGCGGGCGGCAGCAUGCUGGCCGCCGACGGCGAGCGUCAUCGCUGGCUGGCCAGCAAGCCUGGUCGGAUCGGGGAGUUGGGAAUCCCUGUGCUGCACGCAUACGUCAUGAUCGGGCUGGGUGACCGCAGCGUCGCCGACAUCGACGGCGAGACGGUGCCGAUGCGGAGCGCUUCUGAGACCAACGUGGCCGACUACGCGACCCUGAAGACCUCGGCCUACGAGGUGGCGGUUCGCUACGUCGGCGGCGCGCCCAUCUACUUCGGGCGGCGUGUCGAGGUCGUGCCGAGCCGCGCGCCUUCCCACGGCGAUGGAGCCGAGCCGACCGCCCCUGCAGAUGCCGCCGAGCCGAGCGAUGUUCGCACUCUGUGGGUGGACACUGACGCCAUGAACGACCCGCUCAAGUCUUGGCGUAAUGAGGUCAUGGAGAGCUACCCCACGGUGUGGACCGACAGCCCUGUGGAGGCGCGGGUCUGCCCGAUGUUUAUCCCCAGCCACUCUGAUCGGCAUGGCGACAUCGUCAGGAGGUGCCUUGACCUCUGGUCUCGCUCGAAGAUUCUCUGGCCGCGCGAGCAGGUCAUACACGAGCCCUCCGUCCUCUACGAGGUCAUCUACGAGGGGGGCUCCUACGACCAGCUCAACAAGCCGUCGCUGUUCAUCUUCGAGUGCAUAGUGCGCCGCUUCCAGAGUAAUGUGGACGUGUACUCGGGUGACUCCUCUUGGCCGCAGUGGGCCAGCGCAGGGCUUCACUCCAGCGUGGGUUUUGCGGUGGUCAUGGUCGCGCCCGAGCUGGAGCACUACGUGGCCAUGACGGCCGUGGACGAGGCCGAGGUCGAGUCCAUGCGGGUGCAGGCCCGCAUCCUUUUGAUCUCUGCCGACGUCGCCGCUGCUGACGGUCCCCCUGCCGCUGGACGCAGUGCACCUGUCGCCGCCGUGGCGGGCCAGCCCUCCAAAGGCCGCGGGGUCUACGACACCGAGACGGCCUACGCUACCCUGGCACCCUACCAACGGGGCGCGGUUUCUCUUCCUUGUGACGUCUCGACGGCCCCGGCCGUGGGAACCUUGGUCACGGGGCGCGCCCUCGAGUAUCUGGUAGAGGCAGAGGAGCAGAUGAUCAGGACCGAUGCUGAGGUCCAGCUUGACCGUGAGACGAAUGGCGAAAUCAAGAUCUACACCGACCCCCUGCUCGCCAAUAGUCGCCGCCGGUACUCCACCUUCGUGAAGGAUCCGAAGCGGAAAGGCUUGGUGGGCUUCACCCGCGAUCCCAAGGAGUUCGUGGGUGUUUUCUUCGUCUGGAAGAAGGAGCGCGCCUCCAUGAGGAUGGUGCUCGACUGUCGCCGCUCCAAUCAACGUUUCGUGACCCCUCCUGGGGUCGAGCUGCUGUCGACCGAUGGGCUUGGUCGGAUCGAGUGCGACGCGGAGCAGACCGGCACGUUGCCCAUCUUCCUGGGCAAAGCUGACGUGAAGGAUUGCUUCCACCGCAUGAUGUUCGGCAACCACCUCUCCAAGUACUUCUGCUACCCGGGCGGCCUGGCCAAGGAGUUUGGCAUCGUCGGGCAGCUGGUGGAGGGGGUGCCCGCUCGCGCUGACGACUACCUCUGGCCGUGCGCCCUCGCGUUGCCCAUGGGCUGGACGUGGUCGCUCUAUUUCGCUCAGGUGGCCAACCUCGGCCUGGUGGAACGGGUCCCCGCGGCGGCGUCGAGUUGCGCGGCCACCGAUCGAGGGCCCCCCAUCGUGCUGUCUCCGACCUCCUCCUGGCACUACGUAUACGUCGACAACGUUGGGCUCAUGUCGCUCGAUGCCUCCUACGUCAAGGGGGCUCUGGCGGACGCCAUCGCGGCCUUCGACGCCGCGGGCCUCGUCAUGCAUGACAUCUCGGUGGACUCCGACACUGCCGAGGCGCUGGGAGUGACGCUCGAUGGGCGAGAGCUCGAAAUAUUGCUUGGCCACUGUGCAUUCGUGGGUUUGAUGUGCCGGGAGACCCUGUCCGUGUGGCACACCGUCUACGCCUUCAUCCGUGAGCGGUACUGGGCCAAGAGCGACAUGUGGGAGUCCGCACGUCAGGAGCUCGAGUGCUUCCUCGGGCUGAUGCCGCUCCUUCGGUCUGAGUGGGAUCGGCCGUGGCUCACGCAGGUACUGUCCGUGGACGCCAGCCCGUACGGCUGGGGGAUAGCCAGCUCCGAGUUCGGAAUGUCGAUGGUGAAAAAGCAGGGCAGGAUCUCACUCGCCUGGUGGCUGACGGACACGGACCCGGAGACGUCCUGCCUCAGCCUGCGGAUCCACCUCGGUCCGUCGACGUGCCGGCUCAAGUUCCCGAAUCGCUCGAGAACCCAGAUUCUUUUGCCUGCACCGUAUUCCACGAUUGCCAUGAUGCGGACCCGCGGCCUGGAGGCGCCGAGCCAAACCAUCGCUGGCCAGAGGAGCUGGCUCACGACGGUCGGAGCGCGUCCGAUGACGACUUCCUGUCCGCCUUCAGCGACCACGGGGCUAACGACGACGCCUACUUGGCUGCGACCGGAGACACUCUCGAUGCUGGAUACUGGGAAGGUGCCCCUAACCAGAGGGUCCCUGGUGACUCUGGCAGCCAAAAGGCCCGCCUGGGCUACAGCAGCAGUCACGGCCGCUGCCACCGCCGCGGCCGCCGACGUGGACAGCGAUGGCACUACUACGGCCGGCGAGAUGGAGAGGAGUCUCGACGGCAAGACACCCGCUCCCCUGCUGGUUCGGUGUGCCAUCGCGGUGGAGUUCGCGAGGCGGGACGAGCUUGUCAUGGGUGUCGCCGUGAUGAACGGAGUCGGCUGCUACCUCAGGCCAGAGCUCCUCAACCUUACCUCGGCCAACCUGGUGGCCCCGGGAUCGCUGGUGUCGCAGUACUGGAGCCUCCUUUUGCAUCCUUCAGAGAGGGAAAAGAGGAGCCAGGCCGGCGAUGCGGACGAUUCGCUGAUCAUCGUCUCGGCCCACAUGCUGCCGUGGGGUCACGACUUCCUCCAGGCCUUGAAGGAGAAGGGCGGCCGGCUGUGGUCCUUCGAUUGUCUCACCUUCUGGGCGAAGUUGAAGACUGUCGCCGUGAUGUUGGGCUUGUUGCACCUUGUACCGUGCCUGAUGAGACAUUCGUGGACGUGGAUAGAUCGCCUCAAGCCAGAUCGCAGCCAGGAGGAGAGUCAGAGGCUCGGAAGGUGGAAGCGCUGGAAGAGUCUCAUAUGCUACAAGAGCGCCCGCCUCGGAAGCUUCUGGAACGAGCUCGCUGCCGAGAUGCCAGCACACGACGGCACCUACAUGGCCGACCUGUUCUCUGGCUCAGGCAAGGUUGCUCGGGCGGUCACGCGGCUGGGGUUCUCAGCUAAGGCCUGGGACAUCAUCCACGGGCCCAACCAUGACCUCACAGACCCGGCGGUGCUCCGCCUACUGUUUUCGGACAUCCGUGACGGCAAGAUCUUCGCCGCCAUGAUCGCUCUCCCCUGCACCUCGCUGACCAUUGCUCGAGACAGCGCCCUGCGGGAGCAAGGCUGUCAGGGCGGCGUGCACCUCCAGGAUCUCUUGGCGUUGGUCUGGCCGCCUCUAGUGCCGCCCGACCGCCUCAAUUGCCCCCUCUACCUCGGGCAGUUUGUCUGCCUCCCUGGCGUGCCGUGGACAACGUCAUGCCCAGAGCUCCCGAGCCCAGUUCCAGGCCUCUCGAGCCCGUCGCUUCCGGAGCUGAACGGUCAGCUGUGCUACGUCCUCCGGCCCGCCGAUUCGGGCGGCCGCGUCGUCGCCCGCACGAGCGCUGGGGAGAAGUCGCUGAGGCCCGCGAACCUGUCGUGCGGGCUGGAGGCUUGCCUGCCGGGCCGCGCGAGGACACUCGGCGGCGCGCUCCUGGCCCUGGCGCUGGCCUCCCUCGCCGACGCCCUGCGAGGCGGCGGGGCGCUGGUGCCCAUCAGCAUGCUGGCGUGGCUGGCCUUCACGCUGGGCUUCGCGUGGUGGCUGCACCGGCCCAGCAAGGCGGCGGACGCCUGGCUGGUGUCCGUCUCCGAGCUGAGCAGCUGCCUGCCUGCGCGCACCGUGUAUCGGAUUGGCUUCGUCAUUGUGAGCCUGCACUUCGCCGUGUCCAUCCGGGUGUACGACAGCCUGCUGAUAGGGACGUUGGCACCGGCCCCGCUGCCCGGAGCGCCGCUCGGUGCCACCGGCGCCGCGGGCGGCGCCGGAGCGGGCGGCCCGGAGAGCGGGGCGCCGGGUAACGGCACCGAAGGAGGCGAGAACAUGCUGCUCGCGGCCGCCAGGCGGCUGCAGGAGCCGAAUGGCUCGGCCAGGGAAAGGAUGCAGCUGGAGGGCCCGUGGAGGAGCGUGAGGUGGGGCUACGUCGGCGCCGCGGGCCUGGCGGUCCAGGGCGCCGUGCCCUUCGACGGCAGCCUCUCGGUGCCGUCCGCCCUGCACCUGGCAGGCGUCGGCGCCUUCCUCUCCGGGGCCGGGCAGCACUGCCUGCUGUCCGCCUACGUGCUCGGCAGCAGCCGCGGGCGGCGGCUGCUCGAGGCGGCCCCGUGGCUCGAGUCGGUGCGGGAGUUGCGCUCGAAGGCGGGCCACUUCAAGAGCAUCGUGCGGGACAGCGGCAUGCUGAAGUCGAUGGUGGCCCUCGUUGGAAGGGGCAGUAUGCUGAGGGAUGAUGAUGGCGACGAUGACGACGACGAGGAGGAGGAGGAUGAGGAGGAACAUUCUUGCUAA